Molecule: messenger RNA, 765 nt
Organism: Cylindrotheca closterium
Lineage: Eukaryota; Bacillariophyta; Bacillariophyceae; Bacillariales; Bacillariaceae
Source: the annotation of a GenBank genome assembly
AUGACGGCUGCUACUUUAUUGUGUGCCGGAUUUAUUAGAUCAACUGCAGCAUUCACUUCCACUACUACCAUCAAUAGACUUGCUCUCAAACAAACUACGAUGGCAACAACAAGAAGUAGUAGUAUCACCAGGAGUAGUCGUCGUGGUCGUGUUCCAGACUACAUGUCCAAACUCUUUGGUGGUCCUCCGCAAAAGGAAGAAGUGGAUCCAGGAGUCGUCGAUGGAACGGAUCUCAGAAUUGUCAAAUACCCACAUCCAGCACUCCGAGCCGAGAAUGCCGAAAUUACCCAAGAAGAAUUGAAGGAAUCUGACGACAUCAAGAACUUGGCGAAAGACAUGCUCAAAGUCAUGUACGCCGCCGAAGGAGUUGGUUUGGCCGCUCCUCAAGUCGGUGUCAACAAGCGAUUGAUGGUAUACAAUCCUUCGGGAGAUUCCAAAAAGUGGCUCGAAGAAACCAUCUUGGUCAAUCCACAAAUUAUUGAGUAUAGUGACGGCAAGGAUACGGAAACCGAAGGCUGUCUCUCCUUUCCGGACAUGAAUGGGGACGUCACACGAUCCAAAUGGAUCAAGGUACAGGCCAUGAACUUGAAAGGAAAGAACAUGAAGAAGAAAUAUACGGGAUGGGAGGCUCGCAUUUUUCAACACGAAUACGAUCAUUUGGAUGGCACAGUGUAUAUUGAUCGAUUGACGGAGGAUGUUAGAUCGACGGUCCAACCUCGAUUGGACGAACUUGUUCAAGAAUUUGGAGAAGGUGGAGAGCUUUGA